Microtus ochrogaster (prairie vole) is the source of this 1560-nucleotide messenger RNA. It is a transcript of the gene Ecsit, whose product is annotated as ECSIT signaling integrator. Gene Ontology annotation, cellular component: mitochondrion. Gene Ontology annotation, biological process: innate immune response; cell surface receptor protein serine/threonine kinase signaling pathway. Lineage: Eukaryota; Metazoa; Chordata; Mammalia; Rodentia; Cricetidae. The record is from RefSeq and is a predicted model, not a curated record.
CGCCCAGCGGUACCACCGAGCCGGCUAGGUUCCCGGGCCGGCUGCGUGAGUAGGGACGGAAUUCCAGCAGUCAGACAUGACAGCAACUGCUUUUACCCGCUCAGCCAUCUUGUAGCUCCCAAGGUGUGUUGCCAGGCUAACGCUGUCUCAGUUUCUCUUGACUGGUGGCUGAUCUGCAAGAGGCAUGAGCUGGGUCCAGGCCAGACUGCUGGCCAAAGGCCUCUCUAGGGGCUGGGGAGGUAUCUGCAGGACUGGCCUCUCAGAAGCUCCUGUUGCUCAGGUGUCCCUCCGGGCCCCACGAGGCCUCCACUGCAGUGCAGUUACACACAAGGAUGACACGUGGUUGAUUCCUCAACCUUCUGAGCCCCAGAAGCCCAACAAGGUCCCAGUUGUCCACGAAGAACUGUUCGGGUCAUCGGCAAAUGGAGAACGAGACAAGAAAAGCUUCACUCAUGCCGUGCGCAGCUUUGGGGAGCACAAUGUGCGCAAGCGUGGCCAUGUGGACUUCAUCUACCUAGCGCUGCGCAAGAUGCCAGAGUUCGGUGUGGAGCGGGACCUGUCAGUGUACAACCUGCUGCUGGAUGUCUUCCCCAAGGAGGUCUUCCGGCCCCGCAAUUUUAUCCAACGCAUCUUCGUCCACUAUCCACGGCAGCAGGAGUGUGGGCUUGCUGUCCUGGAUCAGAUGGAACGGCACGGAGUCAUGCCCGACAGAGAGACAGAGUUCCUGCUGAUUCAGAUAUUUGGACGCCACAGUUACCCCAUGCUCAAGUUCCUACGGAUGAAACUGUGGCUCACCCGCUUCAAGAAUAUCAACCCCUACCCUGUGCCCCGAGAUCUGCCCCAGGACCCUUUGGACCUGGCUAAGCUAAGCCUGCGACACAUGGAGCCUGACCUCAGUGCCAAGGUCACUGUCUACCAGAUGUCUUUGCCCAGUGACUCUACAGGCAUAGAUCCCAUCCAGCCCCACAUUGUAGGAAUCCAGAGUCCUGAUCAGCAAGCUGCCCUGGCCCGCCACAACCCAUCCAAGCCUGUUUUUGUCGAGGGCCCCUUCCCUCUCUGGCUGCGCAAUAAAUGUGUCUAUUAUCACAUCUUGAGAGCUGAUCUGCCAUCCCCUGAGGAAGAGAAAGUAGAGGAGAUCCCAGAAGAAUGGAAUCUCUACUACCCAAUGCAGCUGGACCUGGAAUAUUCUAGGAGCGGUUGGGACAACUAUGAGUUUGACGUGGACAAAGUGACAGAAGGCCCCGUCUUCGCCAUGUGCAUGGCUGGUGCCCAUGACCAGGCAACACUGGUCAAAUGGAUCCAGGGCUUGCAGGAGACCAACCCAACCCUGGCACAGGUCCCUGUGAUAUUUCGCCUGGCCAGGUCCACGGGGGAGCUGCUGACAAUCUCGAGGCAGGAGGAACAGUCCCCUCCCCACAGCCCUCCCAAGGGCCAGGAGGAAGAUGAGGCCUUUCAGGCACAGCAGCAGCAGGGCCAGAGUUGAGUCUGAGCUGUAAUGAGGCAAAGAGAAACCGGACUGCUACAAAAUAAUAUGGACAAAAUAAAAAUUUCUUCCCUGGC